GCCCGGUAUAUCAUUUUGUCCACAAACUUGACGUCUGUUGUCAAACACGACUCUAUAUUAAAGGAAUUGCAGAAAAUGUUUGUGUUUUUGCUCGAAUCGGAGCGCAAAGCGUAUAACCCAAAGAGCUUUUGCAAAGUCUAUACUAUGGAUCACCAGCCGCUCAAUACUGGAGAACAGAAAGACAUGACUGAGUUCUUCACUGAUCUCAUUAGUAAACUCGAAGAAAUGACUCAAGAAUUGAAGGAUUUGGUGAAACGCCUAUUCAGUGGCUCCUUAUCUAACAAUGUGGUGUCACUCGACUGCCCACAUAUCUCACAAACCACUGAAGAGUUCUACACAUUGAGGUGUCAGGUGUCGGACAUGAGAAACUUGAAUGAAUCGCUCGAUGAGAUUACUGUGAAGGAUACGCUCGAAGGCGACAAUAUGUACAAUUGUUCCCGUUGUGGACGCAAAGUUCGGGCCGAGAAGAGGGCUUGUAUUAAGAAAUUGCCAAAAAUCUUGUGUUUUAAUACAAUGCGCUAUACUUUCAAUAUGGUUACAAUGACUAAGGAGAAGGUGAACACACACUUCUCGUUUCCCUAUCAGUUAGAUAUGGCUCCAUAUUUGGAGAAGAAUCUCAUUAAAGCCAAAGGCAAGGAUACAGACUAUAAGUCUGGUUCGGAUGAGAUGAUGGCCACCGAUCAAGAGUCGGGCACAGGAGUAGUGGAGGGACUUUCGGAACCCGAGACCAGCACUGAAUACAUGCUGAUUGGCGUUACUGUUCACACGGGAACCGCUGACGGCGGACACUACUAUUCAUUCAUACGGGAGCGCGAAUCCAUUAGUCCCGGCGCUCAGGACAAGUGGUAUUUGUUUAAUGACGCCGAAGUGAAACCCUUUGAUAAAACACAAAUAGCGACCGAAUGUUUUGGUGGCGAAAUGACGAGCAAAACAUAUGAUCAGGUGACCGACAAGUUUAUGGACUUUUCGUUUGAGAAGACAAACUCUGCUUAUAUGCUAUUCUAUGAACGAAUUGAUAAGAAAGACUCGAUUCUCGAAGAGAAAGUGAUAUCAACUGUUCAAUUGGCACCCGAUUUGUCCGAAUGGAUAUGUGAUGACAACAUCUCGUUUUUGAGAGACAAGUCGAUCUUCGAGCACACGUACUUCGACUUCAUGUGGCAAAUAUGCGGUUAUAUCCCUCAGACUUUGCCCACCAAUCAAUCAUCACCUAAAGUGACUCUACUGUCUGCUCGAUUGGCCACAAGUUUUGUGUUGGAAACACUGAUUCACGCCAAAGAGAAACCAACGAUUGCUAAUUGGAUUGAAUUGUUGACAAAACAGUUUAAUUCGUCACAACAGGCGUGUGAAUGGCUUAUGGAUCACUUGGCAGAAGAUGAUUGGUGGCCAAUACAGAUACUGUUACGUUGUUCUAACCAAAUGGUGCGCCAACUGUUCCAACGUCUUUGCAUUCAUGUUAUCUCUCAACUCAAGCCAACACAAGCGCCUCUAUAUCUACAGCCUUUGAGCGACGAUAGCGACGACUCAAAUGACUUGGAAGUGCUCACACAUGUCGGCCGCUUUUCGUGUGUGACUCGGUUUAUACGCAAACUGUUGUCAUUAAUUAGUAUUGAGAAUCUGAACGCAAAGCCACACCUCAAACAUCUGACCGAAUAUUUUGCCUUUUUAUGUGAGUUUGCAAAACAAGGCGACGAAGAAUGCAAAUUCUUGUUAGCCGUUGAGGCCAUCUCUACUGUCGUGUCCUUCUAUAUGGGACUCUGCGGUAAGAGUGCUAACGAUUACGUAGAAGUGAUGUCUGAAGAUGAAGACGAUGAGGAAGAGGACGGCUAUAAUGACACUAACGGUCCGCCAAAUAAUCCCGGCUUUUCCGGCGCUCAUCCCUACAACCAAAAGAUGUCACACACUGUGGGACCCGUUAUGGACGACAAAUUCCCUAAACCCGCCUCUUUAGACAAAAUGAUUACAUUAGUGGCACUUCUUGUGGAGAAGUCUAGAGGCAAAGACAAUAGACUUCGGUUAUCAGAUCGAGACUAUGAGUCGAUUGCUAGCGGAAAGUCAUUCCCAUUUCUUCAGCAACAAAUCAGAGAUAACAUAAAUCUGAGGCAAACCUGUAAUUUGAUCUGUUCUUUGUGUCGAUGGAACGAUCACUUCUCACUCCUUAUCAUUAAUAUGAUGUUUACAUCAAUCACACGAAUUCCCGACUCAAGCGGUCCUUUCUUUAAGAUAUUAUCAAUGCUCGUAGAAAUCGGAAUAACCCCCGGUUUGCAACCAUUUUCAAACUUAAUAUUACCGCGAAUUUGGGAGAUUGCAGAGCAGACACCAUUGCAAACACUGGAAUGGCUUACAGGACAGGUUCCUCGCAAUAAAGUGGCCAAUGCUUGGGUCUUGCAAUCGAUGGAUUCGUGGAUCCUUUACUUUCUGGUCACGCACUCAAACAUGAGAGUUCGUUCAAAUGCGGCACAACUUCUCAUUUCAUUAGUUCCUAACAAUAGUUUUCGGCAAAACUAUCGGCCCUCCCGUCCCUUCCCAUACACAGGAGUCAAGGAAUAUGACUUCAGCAGUGAAGCCGUUAUAAUAGUCGAUCAAAUAUACAAUAUUUUGCUUCAAUUACUAAAGCGUGUCAAACAGUACGCCGACCCCCAAACACAUGGCACUCAAAAAUUGACCUCAUAUUUCAUAGUGUUGUCAUAUUGUCUGAUAUCUCAGCGCCAGAAACUACUACUUGUGCCAUACUUUAACGACUUGUGGAAUCUAUUUCAACCAAAACUUAGUGAACCGGCCAUUGCUAUCCACCAGAACAAACAGGCGCUCCUUAUGUACUGGUAUAUGGCGUGUCAGGACUGCCCCGAGAAUAUCAAAUGCAUUGUUCAGUCGCCUCACGUGACCAAAAAUAUAGCGUUUAACUAUAUUCUGGCCGAUCACGACGACCAGGAAGUGGUGUUUUUUAAUAAACUAAUGCUUCCCAACUAUUACGGUCUGCUCCGUCUGUGUUGCCAACAGUCCCGACCCUUUACUCGACACCUAGCGAUGCAUCAGAACAUUCAGUGGGCCUUCAAGAACAUCACACCCUAUAUCACUCAAUACCCAAUGGCUGUACAGGAGUUGUUAAAACUGAUGAAAAUUUUUGUCACCACAUAUCCCGACACUACUGAACAAGAGCUCAGAGAUAUUACACACUUUAAACGCAUAACAAUACAAAUGUAUUUGACUUCAGUGGACGCUCGCAGUUCAUGGCAGACAUUGAUCAGUGCUCUCUCUAUACUUUGCGAGACAGAAGAGGACCGUCUGUUUGUGUUGGCCAACAACGGACUGACGAUUGUGCUGAACAGAGCCACACAUUCAUUCCCGGGCCAUACUUUCCUCGUCGUGGACAACGAACCUUCGCGACCACUCUUUCAAAUGUGUUUCAAUCCAAAAAUGCUUGAAUGCGGAAAAGGCAUCGAUAAAGACUAUGACCGGGCGAUUGCCGACUACUUUGAGCCCUAUUAUCAAUUUAUUGACUCUAUAUGUCGGACAGCUAUCCAGAACUCAUUGGUUUCAAGCGAUUUGGUUGGCCUCUUGUUGACACAAGAACGACAUUUUCUCAACAAUGAGCUCACUUACCAACUCUUGAAACAGUAUUUACCGAAAGACUUAAGAGCUGUUUAUUUAGUAUUUAUGGUUCAAAUGCCUAACAAUUUAGGCGACGAUUUGUUGAAACAAUUUUGUGAAACACUGAAGAAAUUAAAGGAUAAGUGCGUUGAGAGGAGUAAAUGUGAAUCAGUUAGUCCAGUUAUGGAUCUCAUAAAUCUUAUGACGAUAUUUGAAGUGUUUAUACGAAAAUUCUCAUUUAUUACUCUUGUGGACAAGAGAUUGAAGCCAAUUGGUCUCAAUGUACAUAGAAUGCCUUUGAAAAACGAAAAUGGAUCCGUUAUUGCGACCAAAUCCGAAGAUAUCUCAGUGUUUGUGACUAAUUGUACGCGAAAUGAUAGCGAAUGUCGUUUCGUAAGGGGAACAUCACCUCUACUUAACAUCACAUUUAAAUCAUUGGCCGAUUCGCCUGAAAUAGAGAGGGGAAUCAUAGCGAAGAUGUAUAUGUCUUCGUUGGGAAAGUUUGUUCGGAUUCCUUAUGGAAAUACAAUCAAUCCGUGCAAUACUAUGUAUAGUUUGAAUCAAACUAUUCAACCAGAUAUUGAUGUCUCCAAUAAUACCAUUCCUUCGUCGUCUAACUGUCUGUCCGCUGACACCGAAUGUGUAUCAAGUGAUGUACAAAAUGAUAGUUCUGUGGCCGCACCCAACUGUCUGUCAAAUGGUAUCAAAGCUAAUCAUAUCUACAACUCAUUAUCACAAUUUGAUGUCUCCAAUGAUUUUCCUGAAGUGACUGGAAUUCAAGUUAUGGUUUUGUUUAGACAUAAAGUGGAUAACAGACGUGUGAGUAGUCUAAGAAAAUGGGACAAACACCCUGUUAAAUAG
Molecule: messenger RNA, 4449 nt
Organism: Medioppia subpectinata
Lineage: Eukaryota; Metazoa; Arthropoda; Arachnida; Sarcoptiformes; Oppiidae
Source: the annotation of a GenBank genome assembly